UCUAACGAUAUGGUGAAGGCCUACCCUCCCUUUGUCAACUUCUUUGAAAUGAGCAAGGAGACGAUUGUUCGUUGUGAAAAACAAAAGCCACGCUUCCACGCUUUCCUCAAGAUCAACCAGUGCAAGCCAGAGUGUGGCAGGCAGACCCUGGUGGAGCUGCUCAUCAGACCUGUACAGAGACUGCCAAGUGUGGCCCUCCUUCUUAACGACAUAAAGAAGCACACGCCAGAUUACAACCCAGACAAGGAAAAGCUGGAUAAAGCAAUCGAGUCUCUGAAAGAAGUCAUGACUCACAUCAAUGAGGACAAGAGGAAGACUGAAGGCCAGAAGCAGAUCUUUGAUGUGGUCUAUGAAGUCGACGGCUGUCCUGCCAACCUGCUGUCCUCCCACCGCAGCCUGGUUUAUCGAGUAGAAACCAUCGCCCUGGGAGACCAGCCUUGUGAUCGCGGGGAACAUGUCACACUCUUCCUCUUCAAUGACUGCCUCGAGGUGAGAAUGCACACAAACGCCAAUAAACAUUUGACAAUCUAA
Molecule: messenger RNA, 531 nt
Organism: Notothenia coriiceps (black rockcod)
Lineage: Eukaryota; Metazoa; Chordata; Actinopteri; Perciformes; Nototheniidae
Product: protein ECT2-like
Exons: 5
Biological process (GO): mitotic cytokinesis; nervous system development; activation of GTPase activity
Cellular component (GO): cell cortex; nucleus
Molecular function (GO): GTPase activator activity; guanyl-nucleotide exchange factor activity
Source: RefSeq, a predicted model, not a curated record